Ipomoea nil (Japanese morning glory) is the source of this 1299-nucleotide messenger RNA. RefSeq lists its product as uncharacterized. The transcript has 3 exons. The record is from RefSeq and is a predicted model, not a curated record. Lineage: Eukaryota; Viridiplantae; Streptophyta; Magnoliopsida; Solanales; Convolvulaceae. Bases 1 to 1299 code for a protein of 432 amino acids.
AUGAAGCCUUUGAUGGAAGGGAUAAUAUCCGAGUCACAAAGUGCUUUUAUCCCGGAUAGGUUGAUAACGGACAAUAUUUUGUUAGCUGCAGAAGUAGGACAUUUUCUGAAUCGGAAACAGUGUAGUGUGGGGGGAUGGGGUGCACUUAAGCUAGACAUGGCUAAGCCAUAUGAUCGUAUGGAGUGGCCCUUUCUCCGUAAUAUGAUGGUGGCGUUAGGGUUUCAUGAUAAAUGGGUUGAAUUGAUUAUGAAAUGUAUGACCACAGUUUCCUACAGUAUUCUGGUGAAUGGCUCGAGGAGUGACCCAAUAAUACCCACGCGUGGUUUAAGACAGGGAGAUCCGCUGUCCCCAUACUUGUUUAUUAUCUGUGCAGAGGGGCUUUCAUUGUUACUACAACAGGCUAACAACACGGGGUUAAUUCAUGGAUGUAGAGUGGCAAGAGGCGCCCCCCAAAUCUCUCACUUAUUCUUUGCGGACGAUAGUCUUUUAUUUUUUAAGGCUAAUGUGGAGGAGGCAAAUGAGGUAAAGAGAUGCCUGACAGUAUAUGAGGAUCUAUCUGGGCAGGUGGUAAACUACCAUAAGUCAAGUAUUUGCUAUAGCAGAAAUACGAGUAAUAUGGAUAGGGAAAGUGUGGCUCAAGUCUUGGGGGUGGGGCAGGCUCCGAAUUUUGUAUGCACGGCUAUAGAGGGGACCAUGAAUAGAUAUUGGUGGGACUCUGGGGCAGAUAACCGAAUACACUGGAAGGCUUGGGACAAAUUAUGCAUCCCUAAGAAGUAUGGUGGAUUGGGAUUUAAGGAUUUACGUGCGUUUAAUCUAGCUAUGUUGGGAAAACAGGCAUGGCGAAUGCUCACUAAACCUGAUUCCUUAGUAGCUCGUGUUUAUAAAGCCCGGUAUUUUCCCAAAGGUACUUUCUUUGAUGCACAGAUAGGGAAUAACCCCAGUUUUUGUUGGCGGAGUAUAAUGGCAGCAAAGAGUAUAAUUUGUAGUGGGGUCAGACGAAGGAUUGCGAAUGGGGAAUCUACACUCAUAUGGACUCACCCAUGGUUGUUAGAUGAGCAGGAUCCUAUGGUACAGACAGAGAUGCCUAUACAGUUACGAGAGGCCAAAGUAGUGGGUUUAAUUGAUCAACAAACUGGUACAUGGGAUAAUGAUAUUUUAACAGAUUUAUUUCAACCUACAGAUGUGGAAAGAAUUAUGAGGGUACCUGUAUCCCAGGAUUAUAAUGAUGCGUGGUAUUGCCUUGUGGAGACUCAAAAUCCCACCAAAAUGGAAAAUGUUUCUUUGGAGGGCCAUUUGUGA